AACAGCUUAAUCUGCAGUAAAUGCAACAGCAGCAAGUCAUAUGAAGAAUGCGCCGCAAAUGCAACAACGGUGGACUGCGCAAUAGACGAUGCGCGCUGUGUGCACUUCCACUAUGAGGUGUCUCAAGAAAACUCCGGCCAAAAGACAACAUGGUUUGGCCUAGGAUGUGUGGCUAAUGGAGAAUGUUCAAGCAGCUUUUUUCCGCCUUGUAAGAGCCUUGCAGAAGGAGCGAGGGAAGAAGAUAAGAUGAAAAUCACUUGUCACGUGUCAUGCUGUGGAACUGAUUUUUGCAACUCACAAGUUUCGUUUAACUUUUCAGUGCUG
Messenger RNA from Porites evermanni, 324 nucleotides. Lineage: Eukaryota; Metazoa; Cnidaria; Anthozoa; Scleractinia; Poritidae. The record is from the annotation of a GenBank genome assembly.